This is a messenger RNA of Chelonus insularis, 2507 nucleotides long. Its product is annotated as paired box protein Pax-6-like. Gene Ontology annotation, biological process: anatomical structure development; regulation of transcription by RNA polymerase II. Gene Ontology annotation, molecular function: RNA polymerase II cis-regulatory region sequence-specific DNA binding; DNA-binding transcription factor activity, RNA polymerase II-specific. The record is from RefSeq and is a predicted model, not a curated record. Bases 427 to 1986 code for a protein of 519 amino acids. The transcript is spliced from 10 exons. Lineage: Eukaryota; Metazoa; Arthropoda; Insecta; Hymenoptera; Braconidae.
UUCUUAGCCGCCAAAACGCCACGCGACUUCAUGCCGACGGCACCAUCGGGAACAACACUCUCGUCUUCUCGUCAUCGGACAUAUCCUCGCACGCGAUAUUUACAUUUUGCCCGUACGAGAAAUCGCGAGGUUUAUCUGGUGAUGGUUAUUAGUUAACGAGUUCUUUAUGUUAUAAGUUUAUUUAUUUUAGUACACUGUUGUGCAAAUUGUUGAACAUUGAAGUGAAAAAAUAAUAUCUUCAGUGAUUUCUGUGAAGAUACAUCUUUUGGAUCUGUUUUGGAGCUUUCAGUUCACUUCGAUAUAACACUUGGAAUAUAAAGCGAAGAGUCGAAAGGCCCAAAGAUUCUGCCUUCGCAGCAACUGAGCGCUACGGUCGCUCCAUGGCCGGGCGCCACCGGCCUACUGGCCUCCGUUACCGCUGACGAUAUGGCUCAUAAAGGCCACAGUGGUGUUAAUCAGCUUGGUGGUGUCUUUGUCGGAGGUAGACCACUUCCAGAUUCGACUCGGCAGAAAAUAGUUGAGUUGGCACACUCAGGUGCUCGACCUUGUGAUAUUUCGAGGAUUCUUCAGGUCAGCAAUGGAUGUGUUUCCAAAAUACUGGGCAGGUAUUAUGAGACAGGGUCAAUAAGGCCUAGGGCAAUUGGAGGAAGUAAACCACGAGUUGCAACAACUGAAGUUGUUGGAAAAAUUUCCCUUUAUAAAAGUGAAUGCCCAUCAAUAUUCGCGUGGGAGAUUCGUGAUCGAUUGCUACAAGAGGGUGUUUGCACCAACGAUAACAUUCCAAGUGUAUCGUCGAUCAACAGGGUACUGAGAAACUUAGCAGCUCAAAAAGAGCAACGUCAGCAACAGCACCAACAUCAACAACAACAGCAACAAGGCGUUGGCACAGGAGUUGGAGUUGGAGUUGGAGCUACAAGCCCAGCUGAAAGUGUUUACGAUAAGCUGAGGAUUCUGAACGGCCAAUCAACUGGUUGGCCGCGUCCUAAUCCUUGGUAUCCCACGGGUGCUGGAAGUCCAUUUCCGUCGCUCCAGUCGAGUCUCAGCCCGAGUCAUUGUACAACGUUACCUCCUGAUCCUGCGGACAUUCUUCAUGCGAAAAAAGUUGCAGAACUCGAAGGUGGUGCUCAUUCAGAUGAGACCAAUAGCGGAGGUGAUAAUAGUAAUGCUGGCAGUAUUUCCGGUGGUGCUGAUGAAGAUCAGGCUCGUUUAAGGCUCAAAAGAAAGCUCCAAAGAAAUCGAACGAGUUUUACUAAUGAACAGAUUGAUGCACUAGAAAAAGAAUUUGAAAGAACACAUUAUCCUGAUGUAUUCGCUCGUGAAAGACUUGCUGGAAAAAUUGGUCUACCAGAAGCUCGAAUACAGGUGUGGUUUUCGAAUCGUCGCGCAAAGUGGCGGCGUGAAGAGAAGCUUCGAACUCAAAGAAGAGAUAAUCCACAACAGUCACAACAACAACAAUCUUCAGCGCCACAUGGAGGCAAUGUUAGUCUUGUUGGAGGUCAUCCAACACCUCCACCUGCCGCAGGAAUUCUCGGAGCCCAACCCACACCGCAGGCUCCACCAUCUCCACCAAGAAUUCAUCAUGGAUUUACACCGACAGCUGUUUAUCCUGGAAUUUCUAGCAUGCCUGAUUCAUAUAGUCCAAUGACUUCAAUGCCAAAUUUUACUAUGUCUGGACAACAAAGCCAACAGCAUACAACAAGCAUGUCAUCACUAACAUCGGCAGGUGGAAUGGGUCCUAUGGGUAUGACUGUUGGUAUGACUGUAGGUCCAAGUCCAGCUGCAUGUCUACAUCAACGUGAUAAUGGAUACUCUUGUGGUGUUGCUCGACCGCCAAGUUAUGAACCUCUUCAUCUUGGUUAUGGUGCUCGACCAAGCUGUAGUCCAACUCAGCCGUAUCAUACACCUGGUCUCAAUCAGUACAACCAGAAUGUCAGUUCGACGGGUGAGUGUCUACCGCACUCACUGCACUCGCUACUAGCGCUCUAGCCACACGUUGGAUUCGGCUAUCAUCACGCCUGCUAAUCGGAUUAAUAUCACCAGGUGUAAGUGUACCAAUCGCUAUUCCUGGUCAUCAGCCAACACCAGAUAUGGCAGCCCAAUAUUGGUCACCAAGGUUGCAGUGAUCCUGGUGGUUGUCCACGUCGACCUCAAUAUCUUAGAGACGUUCCUCAACAACACUAAAAGUAUUGUGAGGCUAAAUAAAAUUAAGGUCUUCGUGACAAAUUUGAAUGUUAUCAACUGCCAACCUUGAAACAACUUUCUUACUUUUUAAAAAAAAGGGAGGAAGAAGAAGAAAACAAGAUGUUAACUUUAUUCGAUCACAAAUUAACUAGAAAAUACCAUUUUCUCAACUAAUUUUUCGAAAAAUAGUGAAAAUUAUUAGUUAGUUUAGUAGAUGAUAAACUUAAUUAUUAAGUCGAUACUAAUUAUAUUAGUGAUAUUUAUCUAUUGGUGUAAUACGAAAAAAAAGAAAACAGACCGUAUUAGCGGUAAUCAAAGAAUGAUUU